Rubroshorea leprosula is the source of this 1479-nucleotide messenger RNA. Lineage: Eukaryota; Viridiplantae; Streptophyta; Magnoliopsida; Malvales; Dipterocarpaceae. The record is from the annotation of a GenBank genome assembly.
GGUGAUUCUCAAUAUCAUGUAGUCCACAUGAGAGUUCUUUGAGGCAAAGAAGGGAGUAGAUGACUCAUAAUGGUUGUCGGAGUCCUCAAAGGAAACCAGGGAAAUUUAAAUCACAUCAGGACAGUCCAGAAACCAGCAAAGAAAAUGAAGAAGCCCACAAAGAAAGGGAGGGCAGCAAUGAUAGAUCUAGGUCUUCACAUAGAAUAUCAUCGUGUGCACCUAAUCUCAGUAAGUGGAAGAGUUCUCCUGGUAAACUUCGUUACCCCGAAAGAUUGGCUGGCAGUUGAUCUACGGAAUCACUGAAUUGUUCUGAUAGUGUUGAAGCUGGAAAAAAAACCCCAAAAAUAAGUAUGCUUUUGGUUGUGUCCCAAGUUAUAUUUCUUCUUAUUUUAUCAUCACUUGCAUAUAGAGGUAACACUCUAGCUCACAGUGAGAAUCCCUAUGCAAGGGAAGUUCAUCCAGGAACUCCUGAUCAACGAAGCAUGCCAAUAUCUGAUGAAAGGGGCUGCUCUUGUCAAAAUGAAGUGAGGGACAGUGAUCAAUCCCUUGAAAAAGAGACAGUAGCAGGGCCUGUUGAAAAAGAUGAUCAUAUACACUGAAACUUUGAUUCUGAAGAAAAGGAUAAGUAUAGGUCUAAACGUAAGGAAAAGAGAAAGCGUAAAAGAUCCGAGAGGCAAGAAGUGACUUCUAAUGAUGAUUAUAGUUCUGAUUCUGAAAUAGAAGACAGGAAGGAAGUGAAAAGGAGGAGGAAAGAAGGGGAGAUUGCGGAAGGAGGAGAAGCGUAGAUGGCGCAAGGAGAGGCAUUGUAAAAGGAAAGAAAGAUGUGCAGAGAAGCUGAAAUUGAAGGCCCAGGAUGACUCUUAUGCUUCAGAUGGUGGGCAUGUCUCAAAAAAGGAGCCUCAUUAUAGUGAUGAUGAAGAGACAGUCUCUGACCAGAAGAAACUUGAGAUUGAGUUAAGGAAGAAGGCGCUUGAAUCACUCAAAGCUAAGAAGGGCAUUAGUCACUAAAUCUUGUGUCCCUGGAACAAUGAUUGGUUAUUUUAGCAUCUUGUUCCUUCUGAAUAGACAUAAUUAAUUUUGACAGGAGUCUUAAAGUUUCAUAGGAGAGUGAUUUUGCAUAUUGAUGUUUAAUGUAGUCUGUGUUUACUGCUGGCGGCUGGAAUGGAUAAAUGAGGAUUUCCUGAGCUUUCUCUUGAGUGCAACUUUAUGCAGACUUCGCUGCUAGAUUUUCUGGUAACAGCUGUCUUGAGGAAUUUGAUGUUUUGUUCUUAUAUAUCUAUUAGGGUAUUUAGGGUUCUAGCCACCUUGAUUAGCGGUUGUCUCUUGUAGUUUUUUGCAUUUUUUAAAGUUGAUUUGAUCAUUUGUUUCUGACCUGGGAACAUUGAACCAUGUUUGGCUUAUAUUUGCUGGAAGAACUUGAAGGGGUCUGCAUGGUUAAAUGAUUAUUUAAUUGUUAUUCAAUGAAACAAUUAAACAUAU